Laetiporus sulphureus 93-53 is the source of this 885-nucleotide messenger RNA. RefSeq lists its product as uncharacterized. The record is from RefSeq and is a predicted model, not a curated record. The transcript has 4 exons. NCBI's taxonomy places the organism in Eukaryota, Fungi, Basidiomycota, Agaricomycetes, Polyporales, Laetiporaceae. Bases 1 to 885 code for a protein of 294 amino acids.
AUGGACUAUCUCCAGCAAGCCAGCGCGAGCCCAAUGCCAGAGGGCGUCACCGACCCAAACUACCAUCCGCUCCCGGGCCGCCUGGGUAACCUCACCCCUGCCCAGCAGCACGCCCUCAACAAGCUACGCAAGGAGAUGCAAGACGAGGGACUCUUCGUGCCCGAGCGCAUGGACGACGCGACGCUCCUCAGGUUCCUGCGGGCCCGGAGAUUCGACGUGGAGAAGGCAAAGGCGAUGCUCAUUUCGUGCGAGCAGUGGAGGAAGGAGUUUGGCAUCGAGGAGCUCAUGCAGAAUUUUGACUUCAAGGAGAAGGUAGAGGUGAACAAGUACUACCCACAGUACUACCACAAAAUGGACAAGGACGGGCGGCCUGUCUACGUCGAGCAGCUCGGCAAGCUCGACAUCCCCAAACUGUACUCGAUCACGACGCCCGAACGACAGCUCCAGCGUCUCGUAUACGAGUACGAAAAGUUCCUCAACGAUCGCCUCCCCGCCUGCUCCCAGGCAGUCGGCCACCCCGUCGAGACAUCCUGCACGAUCCUCGAUCUCCGCGGCGUCUCACUCUCGUCCUUCUACCGCGUCAAGGACUACGUCAUGAAGGCCUCCAGCAUCGGCCAGGAUCGCUAUCCAGAGUGCAUGGGCAAGUUCUACAUCAUCAACGCCCCUUGGGCGUUCUCCGCCGUCUGGGCCAUCAUCAAACCUUGGCUCGACGAGGUCACCGUCUCCAAAAUCGACAUCAUUGGCAGCUCUUAUCAGGAUAAGCUUCUCGCCCAGAUCCCUGAAGAGAACCUGCCCAAGGAAUUUGGCGGACUCUGCGAUUGCCCCGGCGGGUGCUCGCUUAGCGAUGCGGGGCCAUGGAACCCUGCAACGUGGAACUCAUCGUGA